Molecule: messenger RNA, 810 nt
Organism: Humulus lupulus (European hop)
Lineage: Eukaryota; Viridiplantae; Streptophyta; Magnoliopsida; Rosales; Cannabaceae
Product: protein LEAD-SENSITIVE 1-like
Exons: 2
Coding region: 1-810 (269 amino acids)
Source: RefSeq, a predicted model, not a curated record
AUGGGAGUUCUGUCUACUAAAAUUGACCGAGAGCAGCUGAAUCCUGGAGAUCACAUAUAUUCAUGGAGAACCGCAUACAUUUAUGCCCAUCACGGUAUAUAUAUUGGCGAUGGAAAAGUGAUCCAAUUCGCCAAAGGAUCAAAACCUGAUCAUAAACUUAAUCAGGAAAGCGACACCAGCACACUAAGCAUCAUGGACAAGAACAAGUACCAUGUUAACAUGUUCAAUAACUCUCGUCAAUCCACAAGAUCAAGAACCACUCCUUGCCCUAAUUGUGGUUUUCUAAAGAUUGAUUUUGGUGUAAUCUCCUCUUGCCUAGACUGUUUCCUUUGGGGAGGAGAACUCCACCUCUUCAAGUACGGCGUCAGCGCAGCUUUCUUCCUCGCCAUAGGGCGAAGCGGAACAUGCUCGCUGGCUGCCUCAGACGCCGCGGAAGACGUCCUCUACCGUGCCCAAUACCUUCUAAAAACUGGUGAAUUUGGUGCUUACGAUCUUUUUCGGAACAACUGUGAAGACUUUGCCGUGUAUUGCAAGACCGGGCUGCGUGGAGUCAUGGUUACUAGAACUGGAGUUGGCAUAAGUGGGCAGGUGGUAUCUUUGCUAGCGGCCAGCGGCUCUUUGGUUUUUUCGUUGCAACUUCUGUUGGUGAGUAGUGCGGUGGGUUGUCUUGGUGGCUUUGUAGCUCUCGGUGUCGGCAUUUAUUGUGUUGGUCGACUGAAUUUUGAUGUUGGAGUUCGGUGUGAUGUUACUAAAGUUAAAGUUGAGAGCCUUAAUGUAAUUGAUUGCGGUGGUGAUGAUUUUUAUAUAUAG